AUGUUCAAAUUGGUCGUCCUCUCCGCCCUGGUAGCCAUCGUUGCCGCCCAGAACCCGGAUGCUGAUGCUCAGGUGUUGGCCCAAGACUCCGUCAUCAACCCGGACGGUUCCUACCAGUACCGGUACGAAACCAGCAACGGAAUUUCCGCCCAGGAGAACGGAGUCGGUGGCCAGUCGGCCCAGGGUAGCUACUCGUACACCGGCCAGGACGGAGUACAGUACAGCGUAAGCUACACCGCCGAUGCUAACGGAUUCCAGCCACAGGGUGCCCAUCUGCCCGUCGAUGUUCCCGCUCCGGAACACGUGCUGCGAACACUGGAACUGAUCCGCGCCAACCCACCACGUGAUGACCCCAACUUCAGCCUGGAUGCUCUGAACGCUGCCAUCGCCCGGCUGAGCGGCAAGAAGUAA
Sabethes cyaneus is the source of this 411-nucleotide messenger RNA. RefSeq names its product cuticle protein CP14.6-like. Bases 1 to 411 code for a protein of 136 amino acids. Gene Ontology annotation, cellular component: chitin-based extracellular matrix. The record is from RefSeq and is a predicted model, not a curated record. NCBI's taxonomy places the organism in Eukaryota, Metazoa, Arthropoda, Insecta, Diptera, Culicidae. The transcript has 2 exons. Gene Ontology annotation, molecular function: structural constituent of chitin-based larval cuticle.